CUUCUCCCCCACAAAGCCACAUACAUCACACUUGAUUUACUCGAAUUGAGAAAACAAAUCCUACGACAAGCAAUAGCAGCUACAACCAUGAAGGGAUCAGCAAUGGUUGCAAUGCUUUUUAUAAUCGCAACAAAUUUAUGGACAGGAUCUAUGGCACAAUCAAGUUGCACCAAUGUUCUCAUCAGCAUGUCUCCCUGCCUGGAUUACAUACAAGGGAACUCUUCGAAACCCUCUUCUUCGUGCUGCUCGCAGCUUGCUAAUGUUGUGAGGUCAAACCCUCAGUGCCUCUGCCAGGUCCUCAACGGUGGUGCUUCAUCACUUGGUGUCAGUGUUAAUCAGACUCAGGCAAUGGCUCUCCCAACAGCUUGCAAUGUUAAGACUCCCCCUGCUAGCCAGUGCAAUGGAGCAUCUUCUCCCUCUGGCUCUCCACCAUCAGGUGGUGGUGGUUCAAAGAGUAAUGUUCCAACAACAGAUGAUAGCACAUCAGCAGGGAACUCGACGAAGCUGUCAUUUUCAGUGGUCUGCCUCUUCUUCUUGCUCUUCAUCGCCUCGGCUUAGGCUUCAAGCUUGAUCUCCAUCUGAGCAUGUUUCGCCUUUUGUGGACCCUCUUUCAUCUAUUUCUACUUUUAAUUUUUUUUUCCAAUGUGUUAUUAAAUUAUCCGGAGGGAGUGAAUAAUUUCUUUGAGGUUUGUAUUUUACAUCAUAUGUGGUUUUCUUUUCUUCAGACUUUUAAUAAAUAUAUCUUUCAAUUUCAUAAAUAAAAAAA
Gossypium raimondii (Peruvian cotton) is the source of this 766-nucleotide messenger RNA. RefSeq names its product non-specific lipid transfer protein GPI-anchored 5. The record is from RefSeq and is a predicted model, not a curated record. NCBI's taxonomy places the organism in Eukaryota, Viridiplantae, Streptophyta, Magnoliopsida, Malvales, Malvaceae. The transcript has 3 exons. Bases 88 to 558 code for a protein of 156 amino acids. Gene Ontology annotation, biological process: lipid transport. Gene Ontology annotation, molecular function: lipid binding.